Messenger RNA from Penicillium nucicola, 1260 nucleotides. RefSeq lists its product as uncharacterized. The coding region runs from base 1 to 1260 and encodes 419 amino acids. The transcript has a single exon. Gene Ontology annotation, cellular component: intracellular membrane-bounded organelle. The record is from RefSeq and is a predicted model, not a curated record. Gene Ontology annotation, biological process: magnesium ion homeostasis. NCBI's taxonomy places the organism in Eukaryota, Fungi, Ascomycota, Eurotiomycetes, Eurotiales, Aspergillaceae.
AUGGCAGAUCCAAACUUAUGGCUGAACUUGAGCAUUUCAUGUGCUUUGGUGUUGAUCGGAGGAGCCUUUUCGGGCUUGGCGAUCGCCUUGAUGACCCAAGAUGAAGUCCAUCUCCAAGUUCUGGCCGAGUCCGGUGAAGUAUCCGAUCAGAAAAAUGCCAGCAAAGUUCUCGGUCUGUUAAACCAAGGAAAACAUUGGAUUCUGGUGGCUCUCCUUCUCGGCAAUACAAUGACCAACGAGGCUCUACCGGUUGUGUUAGAUCAAGUCCUCGGGGGUGGCUUAGGAGCAGUAGUGGGUAGUACUGUGCUGAUCGUGAUCUUUGGCGAAAUCAUACCACAAUCCAUUUGUGCACGCCAUGCUCUCCGAGUCGGUGCUUGGACAGUAUCCUGUGUGGAAUUCUUCAUGUAUAUUAUCUCUCCCAUCGCGUGGCCGAUUGCAAAGUUACUCGAUCUGCUGGUCGGACACAACCACGGCACCAUCUAUACGAGAUCCGAACUGAUGGCGCUCUUUUCGUUCCACAGAACACUGGGCCAAGUCGACGAGCGAUUGAACGCCGACGAAGUUUUGAUCGUUCAAGGUGCGCUGGGUAUGCGAGAUAGAUCUGCGGCGUGCAUCAUGACGCCCAUCGCCGAUGUGUUCUCUCUGUCUGCCGACGCUGUGUUGGACGAGUACACCAUGGAUCGCAUUCAUUUCAAGGGCUACUCCCGAAUCCCGGUGCAUGCUCCUGACAACCGGAGACGAAUCGUCGGCUUGCUUCUGGUGAGGACCUUGGUCCGGUACAACCCGAGAUCUUGCAAACGAGUGCGUGAUUUUACCCUGGAGCCGGCUCGGGUAGUACACUCAAGUACGAAUUGCUUGAGUAUUCUGAAAAUGUUUCGACAAGGCGUUUACAAUAUGGUUCUGGUCUCUGAAAGUCGCAAAAAUGUACACCAGGCCAUUGGCAUUCUCACGCGAGAGGAUGCCGUUGAGGAAUUGAUCGGAGAAGAAAUCAUGGACGAGUUCGACGAUCUGAAGAAGAAUAGGCAGAAAGCGACUCGCCAAAGGAACCGGUUCCCUCUGUCCAAGGCCUCUUCGCGGAAGAUCCUCGAAAUGCCUCCUUCAUAUCCAAUCUCCGCUCCAGAGGGAGAACUCAUCAAUCUCGAGCCGGUGGAAUCGGUCACCUUUCGCAAAUUUGAACCUGUUGAUUUGUUCAGCGCUGCGAGCCAGUGGAGUUCUGUUCAGCAUGUCAUCUCUAUAUCUGAGGUACCAGCGGAGAGUUGA